GGGAGAGGCAGAAACUUGUCCAUUUAUAACUAAACAUUGCAAUAAUAGAGAGGCAGCAGAGAUAUAAAGUAGUCUGGCGCGUCUUCCCAGUUCUCACAUUUCUUUGUGAGGAAAACUUGAAAUAAUACUAGUGGCAGUGGGGGAGGGGGGCAGUAAGAAGUUGAAGGGAGGAGAAGUUAAGCAUUUGUUUAUUUUUGUCUUUAAAGCCCAGGUUAAAGGGGGAGGGGGUAAAGAAGAGGGUUGGUGGGAAAGUAGGAACGGGAGAGCCUCACAUGGAGAAAACAAUAAGAUGACACUCUGCUUGCACCAGCACUUUUAAAGAGACAUCCAAAAGACUCAGUCCGAUGUCCCAGGUGAGAACCGAGCUCCCCAGCCGCUCUUCGGACUCUCACAAUGGAGACCCUCUGGGCGAUCCCGCGCCCGUCCCAGCAGCCCCCAGUGCAGGUCAAGAUACAAAUGUGCACCCCUCCUCCAUGCCGAAUUCAGCGAUAGCACCAACAACUACAGACAGUCCAGCCUCAGCUUCUGUUUCUCAAAAUCAUACCACGGGUGUAAAGGAGGAAAACCCACCCAGGGAACAUUCAGCAUCUCACAGAUCCCUGGUGAAUGGAACAGCCUCUGCCAAAGCAAAAUCUGGUGACAACUGCCUAGUAGGAACAGAAACUGUGACACGCCAGCCCCAGAGCCGAGUAACUAUCCAAACUCCUCCAACUUCGACUCUUGUCCCUCUGCUACAGAAUGGUGCCGGGCACGUGCCGGAAGGGCUCGGUAGUUCCAAUGGAGAGGCUGGGAAUGGAGCUGUGUGCUCAGAACUCAGGUCGCUGUCAAGCUCUCAAAAACCUCAUCGGAAGUUACAGUCACAUCAUUCCAUCAACAGUCAAAUCAGUAAAAAGAGCAAAAGCAGCUCCAAAUCUGUGUCAUCCCAGAUUCCUACUGAAGCCCAGGAAGAUUGCUGUGUCCACUGCAUCCUCUCCUGCCUCUUUUGUGAGUUCCUGACCCUCUGCAACAUCAUGCUGGACUGUGCCACCUGUGGCUCCUGCAGCUCCGAGGAUUCUUGCAUCUGCUGUUGCUGCUGUGGCUCGGGGGAAUGUGCCGAUUGCGACCUGCCCUGUGACAUGGACUGUGGCAUUAUUGAUGCAUGCUGUGAGUCAGCUGACUGCCUGGAGAUCUGCAUGGAGUGCUGCGGCUUGUGCUUUUCCUCCUGAAACCUUGAGCCAGGUCUCAUUCCCAGGACAGGAGCUCUUGCUGUAAACUUGGAGAAGGACCUUGGUGGGAGGGCUUCCAUUAUUAUCCCUCCACCCCAUCCAAUGAUCAGGAUGCCAAAGAAGCUAAGUUUGGAAUAAGAGAUGAGCCCACUGAAGCUGACAG
This is a messenger RNA of Pogona vitticeps (central bearded dragon), 1368 nucleotides long. RefSeq names its product MyoD family inhibitor (gene MDFI). The record is from RefSeq and is a predicted model, not a curated record. Lineage: Eukaryota; Metazoa; Chordata; Lepidosauria; Squamata; Agamidae.